Molecule: messenger RNA, 687 nt
Organism: Topomyia yanbarensis
Lineage: Eukaryota; Metazoa; Arthropoda; Insecta; Diptera; Culicidae
Exons: 4
Coding region: 1-687 (228 amino acids)
Source: RefSeq, a predicted model, not a curated record
AUGUUUCCGCCGAAAGUAGUCGUAGUAAUUGUAGUUUACCUAUUUUAUGGACUUCCACAAAUGCAGUCCCACGAAAUCACACUGGAUUCGUUCACGCCGUUCAAGAGCGUAGGUCAGCCACUAGCCGACUACGGAACGGUGCGUCUCUCCAAGAAAGGCCGCAACAGUUAUGACGUAUCGGGGAAUUUCACUUUGCUUAGGAAUGUGGGCAGACAGUUUCGAACCUCUUUCGAAUUCGGUCGACUUUCGGGAGACUCGGUUCUGCUACUGGUGAAGAUGGAACGAGAAUUCUGUGAGUUUUACACGCUGGAUGCACGAACGUUGGAGGCGCUUCGCAACGUAUCGAAUUUUCCACCGAAAGGAACCUGCCCGUUUCCCAAGGGACGGUAUCAUAUUGAGGGAUUUGGAGUGAAUGAGCAUCAUUUUCCGCCUGCCGAUCUGCCUGGUGCUUAUGCGAUGAAGUUUAUAGUUUCCGAAAACGGCAGAAACGUUGGUGGAUUUUCGCUACAAGAAUCACCUGAUGUGACUACCACCGAUUCCGCAGGAAGAAGAGCUUCCGCCACAGCUGACAAACAGUUUCUUAAGAGUAUAGAACUGCGCCUGAAAUGCCUGACCAAACGAACGGCCCAGCUCCUUUCGCCAUCAUCCGACAGUCGUUCGUUGGGUGAAGAAUCGCCCCGCUCGUAG